Messenger RNA from Aspergillus niger, 1656 nucleotides. RefSeq lists its product as uncharacterized. Gene Ontology annotation, molecular function: protein binding. Lineage: Eukaryota; Fungi; Ascomycota; Eurotiomycetes; Eurotiales; Aspergillaceae. The coding region runs from base 1 to 1656 and encodes 551 amino acids. The record is from RefSeq and is a predicted model, not a curated record. The transcript has a single exon.
AUGGUCGCGCAGAAAACGCUAUGGGAUAGCCUUCCCCAAGAUGACCCGCACUUACCCCUCUCGGACUUGCUGAUUACGUAUGCAAGACAUAAAAGUUCAGAUAUAAGGGAUCGAGUGUAUGCCCUGCUUGGUCUUGCUUCGGAAAAUCCAAUCCAGGCGGACUACAACCUAACAGUGGAAGACAUAUACAUCAAGGUACUGGAAGCAAUCUGCAAAGAGAGAAACCCCAGGCACCAGCUCUCCACCAUCGAACAUACGUUACAGGAAAUGUUGGGCCUCGGGAGACCACGGACAUCAAGUGGCCAUCCUACACCUGGAGAUGCCUUUGCGAUCAGGGUCCUGGAACUACGGCGGCAGAAGCUCGGCAAUACGCACCCCCACGUUCUUGAAGGAAUGGCCAGUCUCGCACAGCUCUACAAUGAGCAGGGCCGAUCAAAGUUAGCUGAGAAAACCGGAAUUGAGGUACUGCAAAUACAGAGAGAAAUACUUGGUAAUAAACAUCCUAGCACUCUUCAAAGCAUGGCAAACCUUGUGUCAAUUUACCUCCGACAAGGCAAGCUUAAGGAGGCUGAGAAAAUGGGGAACAAAGUAUUACAGCUGCAAAGAGAAAUACUCAGUGAGAAACAUCCUGAUACUCUUCAAAGCAUGGCAAACCUUACAUCAAUAUACCGUGCGCAAGGCAAGCUUACAGAGGCUGAAGAAAUGGGAAACAAAGUACUACAGCUGCAAAUAGAAAUACUCAGUGAGAAACAUCCUGAUACUUUUCAAAGCAUGCUAGAACUUAUGUUCAUAUACCACAAGCAAAACAAGCUUAAGGAGACUGAGAAAAUGGGAGGCGAAGUACUUCAAAGCAUGGCAAAGCUUCUGUCAAUAUAUGAUAGACAAGGCAAGCUUACAGAGGCCGAAGAAAUAGUGAACAAAGUAUUACAGCUGCAACGUGAAAUACUCAGUGAGAAACAUCCUGAUACUCUUCAAAGCAUGGCAAAGCUUCUGUCAAUUUACUAUAGACAAGGUAAGCUUACAGAGGCUGAAGAAAUAGGGGACAAAGUAUUACAGCUGCAAAGAGAGAUACUCAGUGAGAAAUAUCCUGAUACUUUUCAAAGCAUGCUACAAUUUGUGUUCAUAUACCAAGAGCAAGGCAAGCUUGAGAGGGCUGAGAAACUUGGGGAUGAAGUAUUUCAAUGCAUGGCGAAUCUUGUGGCAAUAUACCGCGAGCAAGGUAAGCUCAACGAGGCUGAGAAAAUGGGAGGUGAAAUGCUUAAAAGCAUGACAAAGCUUGUGUUAAUAUACUGUUGGCGAGGCAGCCUUGAGGAGGCCGAGAAAGUGGUUGACAAAGUGUUGCAAUGCAUGGCAAACAUUAUGUCAAUAUACCGCGAGCAAGGCAAGCUUAAUGAGGCCAGGACGCCAUGGCACGGAGUGUUUCAUAGUAUAGGAGUGCUUGUGUCAAAAUACUGUGGGCAAGGCAAGCUUAAGGAGGCCGAGAAAAUAGGAGAGGGAGUAUUGCAGCUGCAAAGAGAAGUAUUUGGUGAGCAACAUCCUUAUUCUCGUGAAAGUAUGGAAAGACUUAUUUCCAUAUAUUCUCGACAAGGCAGGUUUGAAAAGGCUACAGAAAUGAGGAAUAGAUUGUCCCAAGCAGAGCAAGUCAUGAGUGAAUAG